AUGUAUUUCGUACAAGAGGGGGGUGGAAGAGGUACGGCGUCUGCUAGACAAAUUCAUGGGAGUAACAAUGGCACUGGCGGAAAUGAUAUCAACGGUGUUGUCUGCUUUAGACAGAGGCUCAUUGCAUAUGGGGCUGAUGAAGAGACAGCAAGUGAACUCGACGAAAAAGAUGACUUCACAUCUGAUUUAACAAUAAUCCCACAAUUAGAUAGGGCUGUUUGGCGAACUCUUUUCUGGUACGAGCAGUCAUCAAUUUACGAAGCAGGAAGAGAAUUCUUGAAAAGAGGCUUGUUGACUGAAUUUAUGAAGUCAUUCAACUUCGAACGAACCAGAAUGCUAGCGCUAGUGGUAGCGUCGACGCCUUCCCACCCAUGUUACACACUCAAAUACACUGCACUACGCCCACUGAGACGGGGAAUGCAGUUUACUCAGUGA
This is a messenger RNA of Thelazia callipaeda (thelaziosis nematode), 435 nucleotides long. Lineage: Eukaryota; Metazoa; Nematoda; Chromadorea; Rhabditida; Thelaziidae. The record is from the annotation of a GenBank genome assembly.